UUUCCGCUGCUUCCGCCCGCGGAGGCCGCCCCGCUCCUCCGCUGCCGCCGCCGCUGCCGCCGCCGCCGCCGCCGCCCGUCCCGGCCUCGGGCUGCUAUGGUCGGGCCAUGGCCGCGCGCAGCGCCGGUUAUGUCUUUGAGACCCUUAUUGAAACAUUAGAUGACAGUUCACAUAAGAAGUUCUUCAAUGUCCCUAAACUUGGAGGCACCAAGUAUGAUGCUCUGCCUUACUCCAUUCGGGUCCUACUGGAGGCUGCUGUGCGCAAUUGUGACGGCUUUUUAAUGAAGAAGGAAGAUGUCAUGAACAUCCUGGACUGGAGAACCAAACAAAGCAAUGUUGAAGUGCCCUUUUUCCCUGCCCGUGUUCUUCUUCAAGACUUCACUGGAAUCCCAGCAAUGGUAGAUUUUGCUGCUAUGAGGGAGGCGGUGAAAACUCUUGGAGGUGACCCUAAGAGAGUCCACCCUGCCUGUCCUACAGAUCUGACGGUUGAUCACUCCUUGCAGAUUGACAUCAGUAAAUGUGCAAUACAGAAUGCUCCCAAUCCUGGAGGUGGGGAGCUGCAGAGGGCAGGGAAGUUCCCGCCCCUCCCAGCACACCCCAAGAAGCUUCCCUGCAGAGGCCAGACCACCUGCCGGGGGCCCUGUGACUCUGGAGCAGUAGGCCGAGACUCUGGAAGAUUCUCUUCACAAAUUGAGAACACGCCCAUCCUCUGUCCAUUCCACUUGCAACCAGUGCCUGAACCUGAAACAGUGUUAAAAAACCAAGAAGCAGAAUUUGGCAGAAAUCGAGAAAGACUUCAGUUUUUUAAGUGGAGCUCACGCGUUUUUAAGAAUGUGGCUGUGAUCCCUCCUGGAACUGGAAUGGCUCAUCAAGUCAACUUAGAGUAUUUGUCUCGAGUUGUUUGUGACGAGAACAACUUCCUCUACCCAGACAGUGCUGUUGGCACAGACUCCCAUAUAACCAUGGUGAACGGUUUGGGAAUUCUGGGCUGGGGGGUUGGAGGCAUUGAGACGGAAGCAGUGAUGCUCGGCCUGCCCGUUUCUUUGACCUUACCGGAGGUGGUUGGCUGUGAGUUAACUGGCUCUUCAAACCUUUUUGUUACAUCCAUAGAUGUUGUUCUUGGCAUUACAAAGCACCUCAGGCAAGUAGGAGUGGCUGGAAAGUUUGUUGAAUUUUUUGGAAGUGGAGUUUCACAAUUAUCUAUGGUGGAUCGAACUACAAUAGCAAACAUGUGUCCAGAAUAUGGUGCUCUCCUCAGCUUUUUCCCUGUUGACAAUGUGACAGUAAAACAUUUAGAGCAUAUAGGCUUUGACAAAGCCAAACUCAAGUUAAUGGAAACAUACCUUAAAGCUGUGAAGUUGUUUCGAAGUGACCAGACUCCUUUAGGACAGCCCGAAUAUUCCCAGGUGAUCCAGAUUAAUCUGAAUUCAAUCAUCCCUUCUGUCAGUGGUCCCAAAAGACCUCAGGAUAGAGUUGCGGUGACAGAUAUGAAAAGUGAUUUCCAGGCCUGCCUGAAUGAGAAGGUUGGAUUUAAGGGCUUCCAAAUCGCAUCUGAAAAACAGAAUGACAUUGUUACCAUUGGUUACGAGGGAAGUGAGUAUACACUGGCGCACGGCUCAGUGGUCAUCGCCGCAGUGAUCAGCUGCACCAACAACUGUAACCCAUCGGCCAUGCUCGCUGCAGGUCUUCUGGCUAAGAAGGCUGUGGAAGCUGGACUGAGUGUGAAGCCUUACAUCAGGACCAGCCUGUCUCCAGGCAGCGGGAUGGCGACUCACUACCUCAGUGCCAGUGGAGUGCUGCCUUAUCUCAGUCAGCUUGGGUUUGAAGUCGUCGGCUAUGGGUGCUCUACGUGCGUGGGAAACACAGCGCCUUUGGCAGAAGCAGUUCUGAACGCAGUGAAGCAGGGCGAUUUAGUUACUUGUGGAGUUUUAUCAGGAAACAAGAACUUUGAAGGUCGCCUCUGCGACUGUGUCCGUGCCAGUUACCUCGCCUCCCCUCCCCUCGUGGUUGCGUACGCCAUCGCAGGCACGGUGAAUAUAGAUUUCCAGAAGGAACCAUUAGGUACGGACUCUGCCGGCAAGAACAUUUACCUGCAUGAUAUUUGGCCCAGACGAGAAGAGAUUCAUCAGAUUGAGGAAGAACAUGUUAUAUUUUCUAUGUUUAAAGCACUGAAAGAGAAAAUAGAGAUGGGAAAUAAGCGAUGGAAUUCCUUAGAAGCACCAGAUUCAGUCUUAUUCCCAUGGGAAGCGAAGUCUACUUACAUCCGAUGUCCUUCCUUUUUUGAUAAGCUUACCAAAGAGCCCGCUGCCCUGCAGCCUAUCGAGGAUGCCCACGUCUUACUCUACCUGGGAGACUCGGUCACCACAGAUCACAUAUCCCCUGCCGGGAGCAUCGCUCGGAGCAGUGCCGCCGCCAAGUACCUGACGCACCGGGGCCUUAGCCCUCGUGAGUUCAACUCCUAUGGAGCCCGGAGAGGGAACGAUGCCGUGAUGACAAGGGGCACCUUUGCCAAUAUCAAGCUCGUCAAUAAGUUUAUCGGAAAACCAGCCCCCAAAACAGUUCACUUCCCAUCAGGACAGAAGCUGGACGUGUUUGAGGCCGCAGAGCUGUACCAGAAGGAAGGUAUCCCGCUCAUCAUCCUUGCGGGCAAGAAGUACGGCUCAGGGAACUCUCGAGACUGGGCUGCCAAGGGGCCCUAUUUGCUGGGUGUGAAAGCCGUUCUGGCCGAAAGCUAUGAAAAAAUCCAUAAAGAUCAUUUGAUUGGAGUUGGAAUCGCGCCACUGCAGUUCCUUCCAGGAGAGAGUGCAGAUUCUUUGGGCCUGUCUGGUAGAGAGACAUUUUCUUUCACGUUUCCUGAAGACUUGUGUCCUGGAGUCACGGUGUCUGUGAAGACCAGUACCGGCAAAGCGUUCAGAGUCAUCGCUGCAUUUGAAAAUGAUGUGGAAAUAACUUUGUUCCAACACGGAGGAUUAUUAAACUUUGUAGCGCGAAAAUUCUUAUAGUAUCCACUCACAGAAAUGGUCAUCGCCAAAGCUUCCAUGCUGGAUGGGCCCGGGAGUCCUUCCCGGGGAACCACGGUGGGCCCUGCAGCCUGCUCAGUCGCCGCAUCCAUGGCGCAGUGGGGAGGAAGCUGAGUCUUGUUGACCUUAAAUAAUACACACGGUGCUAUUUUCAUUGCUAAAAAUCAAUGUGUGAAGUGUGGAGAGGCCUGUAAGCACUUGGGUGGGUGUGCAAUCCGAUCCUUGUCAGUAACGGGACGCUUCUUCUCUGAAUGACCUUCCUGAAGUUGUCACUUCUGAACCUAUGACUGUUCACUGCUGUUUGUUGGUUUAAGAGGAGCCUGUUGCCCUUGAUGGUGCCCAGGCAGAAUGAGAUCAUGAACAUCGGAGUUUUCUUGGAUGUUUUAGGUGACGUUCUCAGUUGGUAAACCAAGGCAGGCUUACAAUCUGUCUCCCAAGAACUGCAGAGUGCACAUAGUCACCACCAGAUACUGCAUGGUCAGUGUAUAAUCCAGCCAAAGGCUCUGCACAGCUGCGGGUGCAGCACUGUGGGUGUGCUGGCUGAGGCUGCUCCUGGAAGUGAGUGUCUCACUGGCUCAGCCUGUCUUUAGUCUGUCAGUUGCUCUCCUCCCCCUGUGCACUCUUUGGCCGGCUCUGAGUGAUGUUUUAGACAGCUUGCCUUGCCUGACUCUGAGGUUCUAGCCAGAAAUGCUCGGGACCACUCAUCAAAACCCUAGAUUUCCAUUUGCUGAUGAGAACAUGAUUUGAAUCAUGAAACAGUAAAAUGAGUUCUUUGAGUAUUUUAAAUCAUCCAGAGUCAACUGUACAAUCACUCUUAGCCCUGACCCUUGUUUAAAAUGUGGUCUUGUCCUAAUGAUUUCAUUUGAUUUCCUACAAGGCUGAAUCAUGAAUUUAUCUGAGAUCUGUGUUCGUAAUAAAAUACUGAUUCUGUUGAAACCAGAGCAAGCUUGCUCUGGGGAUCAGAUACCGAUGUGAUUGCUGUAAGAGUCCCAAAAGGUCGUGUCAAUGAUUGUGUAGACCUCUUCCAUGUUCUUGCUAAACCAAGCUUAGCAUGCCAAAGGCUCAUCAUCGCAGUGGUUUUUCACCCAAAAUCUUUCUUUGACCUAUUUAAAUCAUUGCAAUUCAGAAGUCUCUCCUGUUGCAUAGGGUGAUGCGUGAUUUGUUUUAUGCCCAACAUUCAAAACUACAAUAAGGUGAAGAAUGAGGAUUUUGCACAUUCCGAGUCAGCAACGUGGAAACAAGCAGAGUGAUGUGUUUUGGUCUGAGCAGAAGAUUUCCCUUUAUAGCUUUAGAGAUUGCUUUUGUCUUUCAAAUGUGUUUGCUAGUUUAUCAUGCCAUGUAUCUGUUCAUGCAGAUGUUUUUCAUGUGUGUGUAAAUGUGGAUCAGCGAUGGGGAAUUUCAGGUUUGAAGCAGAAGUGCUCAUUCCAGCUCUCCCGUGCCUAUGGGGAAUCAUGUUAUUUUUAAGCCUAUUAUAAUAAAUGUUUCUAUUCAUAGCCCUUGGCACAGACAGACUAGUUUAGAGCUUGCUAGUAGCUUGCUAGUAGCAAAUGGAGCAAUUGUGUUUCCUGCCUUUUCAGUCUAGUGGUAGACAAAUCUAGAAAACCAGGUUCUCCAUCUCUUACUGAGACACCAGCCCUUAAGCCUUGAGAAGCAUGCCCCCACCCAGGAGACUCUGGGGGUGGGGGGCAUCCAUAUCUAAAAAGAAAAUUAAUGCUGGUGAAGCAUUAAAAUACUGAUGCGUGACCCCAUCCACCGCCCUGUGACAUCUGUGGCACCUGCUGUCCAGCCUCUGGGUCGCCUUGCUGUUGGGAAUUCUCCAGGUCAUAGUUGUCACCAAUACCUGGUUUUAUCUCUGAAGCUGAGAGGGAACUCUCAGAAUCUCUUCAGCGUUUCACUGGGCAUCCAGCGACCCUGGUACUACAGGGCAAGAAAGGGGGCUGUAGACUGGCACCCGUCAGUGUCUCGAGGGGAGAUGAUUUGAUUCCCCUUUUCUCUGGCUCCAGAGAAAGACCCCUCUCUGCCUUUAGAUCUUGGAGGAGUGACCGAGGUACCACAGCGAACCCUUAGUGUGACUGAGGCCCAGGGACAGGGGUUCUGCAGUCAUUGGCUUUUCUCCCUAAGGGUGCCAAGGACUUGGUCAGCUUUGCAAAUGAUCUUUGUGAAGGUCGUGUCUUCCGUCAUUACAAAUCAUCCUCCAUUCUCUUAAGCCAACAAAACAGCGUAGCAGCAGUUUUCAGUUCAGUGAUGUUAAGUAAGGUAUAGUGAUCUACAGGAGGUAAAGUUCAGCUGGCCAUUGUGUACAUGUUACCGAUGCUGUAAAUUAUUUUUAAUAAAGAAAAUGGAUUAUCGCA
This is a messenger RNA of Sorex araneus (European shrew), 5371 nucleotides long. It is a transcript of the gene IREB2, whose product is annotated as iron responsive element binding protein 2. NCBI's taxonomy places the organism in Eukaryota, Metazoa, Chordata, Mammalia, Eulipotyphla, Soricidae. The record is from RefSeq and is a predicted model, not a curated record. Gene Ontology annotation, molecular function: aconitate hydratase activity; iron-responsive element binding; 4 iron, 4 sulfur cluster binding. The transcript has 22 exons. Gene Ontology annotation, biological process: citrate metabolic process; tricarboxylic acid cycle. The coding region runs from base 108 to 3002 and encodes 964 amino acids. Gene Ontology annotation, cellular component: cytosol; mitochondrion.